AUGUCGUGGAGAUAUGCGUUAAAAAGUUAUGUUACUAGUCCAGAAACAAUAGAUGAUGGUACAGUUAUAUACUUUGAUGACAAAGUGUCCAUAAUUAAGGACUCGUUUCCUAAAUCAGAGUGCCAUUUAUUGAUAUUGCCACGAUCUAUGCAGCUGAGCAGAAGUCAUCCCACUAAAGUAAUCGAUGCAAAGUUCAAGAAUGAAUUUGAACCAUACGUCGAUUCUGCCAUUAGUCACGUUUUCCGACACUUUCAAGAAAAGUUUCGAGUGAAGAAGAGUCAUGAUGACGAAGACCUCGACUUGGGCGGCGACAUAUUAGAAGAUGAAAACAAGUUUGUGAAAAAAUUUGUACGGGUUGGGAUACACAGUGUACCUUCAAUGGCCAACUUGCAUAUACACGUAAUAUCCAAAGAUUUCCAUUCUGUAAGAUUGAAGAACAAAAAACAUUAUAAUUCAUUUAAUACUGGAUUUUUCAUUAGUUGGGACGAUUUACCAAUGACCGGAAAAAAAUUAGGCACAGACAAGGACAUUGAGACCACGUAUCUGAAAAAACACGAUUUAAUUUGCUGCUACUGUCAGGAAAACUUUAGUAAUAAAUUUAGUUCACUGAAAAAACACUUAGAAUUGGAAUUCAAUAGUUAUUUUCAGCUCAAAUAA
Messenger RNA from Saccharomyces paradoxus, 657 nucleotides. It is a transcript of the gene HNT3, whose product is annotated as DNA 5'-adenosine monophosphate hydrolase. The transcript has a single exon. NCBI's taxonomy places the organism in Eukaryota, Fungi, Ascomycota, Saccharomycetes, Saccharomycetales, Saccharomycetaceae. The record is from RefSeq and is a predicted model, not a curated record. Gene Ontology annotation, molecular function: double-stranded RNA binding; mismatched DNA binding; DNA 5'-adenosine monophosphate hydrolase activity. Gene Ontology annotation, cellular component: nucleus. Gene Ontology annotation, biological process: single strand break repair; double-strand break repair. Bases 1 to 657 code for a protein of 218 amino acids.